Messenger RNA from Rosa rugosa (rugosa rose), 2520 nucleotides. RefSeq lists its product as uncharacterized. Bases 1 to 2520 code for a protein of 839 amino acids. The record is from RefSeq and is a predicted model, not a curated record. NCBI's taxonomy places the organism in Eukaryota, Viridiplantae, Streptophyta, Magnoliopsida, Rosales, Rosaceae. The transcript is spliced from 4 exons.
AUGCUCUUUCCGAGCUCCAUUUUCCUUCAGAACAAAGUUGUUGAACUCUCUGAUCAAUUUCUAGAACUUGAGAAAAGUGAAGAACUUUUUUGGGCUCGGAGAGCUAAGGACUUUCAGAGAAGAUUCAAAGCAACAAAUGCCAUUAACUUGGAAAGGGCUACAUCGUUUGUUAAUAUUCUUGAACCCAUUAUUGAUGGUGCUGACAAUGCGAACCUCUUAAAACCCAAGCACUGGGACUUAGUCAAAGACAAGAUAAGUAACAUUGUUCUGGAUUUCUUUCAAAAUAAUACUUCACUGAGGCUCUUGAAUCACACUAACAUUGCUUUGAUCCCUAAAGUUGACUCCCCUGAAAUUGUUAAUCAUUUUAGACCAAUUAGUUUGUGUAAUGUUGUUUAUAAGGUUAUCUCCAAAGUUCUAAUUGCUAGAUUAAAACCUCUCCUGGUUAAGUGCAUUUCAAGAAACCAAGGAGCUUUUGCUCCUGGAAGAUCUAUUGUUGAUAAUAUCCUCAUUGCUCAUGAAUUAUUUUCUUCUUUCAAUAGAAAGAAGGCUGCUUCUGGCUCCAUGGCUAUUAAGCUAGAUUUGAAAAAGGCCUAUGAUUAUUUGGACUGGAACUAUAUUAAACUGUGUUUACACAGAUUUAGGUUUGAUGUUAAAUGGAUAAACUUAAUAAUGGAAUGCAUUUCUUCUGUUACUUUUUCCAUUCUUAUUAAUGGCAAGCAAGAAUGUCAUUUUGCUCCUUCUAGGGGUGUCCGUCAGGGAGAUCCUCUCUCUCCCUAUAUUUUUAUUCUUUGCAUGGAACCUCUUAUUAGACAUUUAAAUCACGCUGCUUCUAACUCUAAGAACCAUGUUGGCAUUCUCUCCUCCCCUGGGGGACAUAGAAUAUCCAAUCUUAUGUUUGCUGAUGAUUGUUUAAUUUUUGCCAGAGCGUCCAAUAAGGCAGCUCAUAACAUCUCCAGAAUUCUCCUCGAUUUUGCCCAAGCUUCAGGGCAGAAGAUCAACUUAGAUAAGUCUUCUAUUUUCUAUUCCUCUAAGAUCUCUAAUAGUACUAAAUCUGAUAUUACAAGUAUUUUGGGAAUUCAACACAAGGUUUCAAUUGGUAAAUAUCUAGGGAUCCAUAAUAUUGUUUUCUGGAAAGACCCCUUGAAUGCUAAAGAAUUACUUUUGAAGAUCUCAAAUAAGCUCAGUGGUUGGAAAAAGGCCACCCUUUCUAGAGCGGGGAAGCUUACUCUUAUAAAAUCUAAUAUUGCUGGAAUGCCAAACCAUGUUAUGUCUUGCUUCAAUUGCCCUCCAAAAGUUACUAAAGCCAUUGAUAAAGAAACUAGAUCUUUCUUCUGGGGUAGGGACUGUCAUUCCCCCCCAGUUGCUUGGAACCAAAUUUGUCUGCCUAAAUCCUUAGGUGGUCUUGGAAUUUGGCCAGCAGCUUCCUUCAAUAAGGCUGCUUUGGCAAAAUUAGGCUGGAAAGUGAUCUCUGAUCAUGACAACUGGUGGGUGGAUAUUGUUCUUAGGAAAUACUUAAGAAAACAUGCUUUUUUCAUGCAAAAUAAGCAGGCCAACCAUUCUAUGGCCUGGAAAGGUAUUCUUGAUAAUAGAGAUCUCUUAAUUCAAGGUAUUCUUGAUAAUAGAGAUUUCUUAAUUCAAGGUAUGCGCUGGAUUGUUGGUAAUGGUACUGACAUCAAAUUCUGGACUUUCAACUGGGCCUUUUCUUUUCCUUUGAUCAAUCUUAUUUCGACUACUAAUAGAAUUUCUAUUGAUAUUGAUGAGAAUGUUAGUGAUUAUAUUGUUAAUGGCUGUUGGAAUGUUAAUAAACUUUCUCUUUUCCUUGAUCAUGAUACAGUUAACUCUAUUUUAAGUAUUCCUCUUCCAGCUUUGGACUCUAGGGAUGAAUUUGUUUGGGGGCCGACCUCCAUCGGUAUUUUUUCUGUUAAAUCGAUCAGCCACUUGGCUUCAAUCUCAGGGGAUGAGGACUUAAACCACCUUUUCUUCUCCUGCCCCUUUGCUGCAAAUGUUUGGCGCUCUGCUGGCAUUACCAAUACAGAUUUCCAAAACUUUGAAGAAUGGUUUCUUUCCUGGUUCAGGAAGGAUUACCAAAAGUCUACUACUGAAAAUCUUCUCCUUCUUUGCUGGAAAAUUUGGAAGGCGAGGAAUAACCUCAUCUUCAGACAUUCUCCCUCUCUUCCUAACAUGGUGGUUCAUGCUGCGGCAUCCAUUGGUGAGAACUACAGAAGGAAUAACCCUUGCCGUUUCAAGGGUCCUGCCUCUACCUCUCAAGUUAUUCGCUGGCUUCCUCCUCCUGCUGGCUUCGCCAAGCUCAAUUUUGAUGGUUCUGUUGUCAACAAUAAGAAAGCAGCUGCUGGUUUUGUUAUCAGGGAUCAUGAUGGAUCCCCCCCCUUUUUGCUGGUGCGAGAGCUAUUGGUCAUGCUUCUGUCCCCAUUGCUGAAGGAAGUGCUGUUCGUGAUGGUCUUUAUCAUGCCCUCCUCCUUAAUUGUCGAAAGAUUUAUGUCGAAGGUGACUCCAAGUUAA